Messenger RNA from Vollenhovia emeryi, 903 nucleotides. RefSeq names its product mimitin, mitochondrial. The coding region runs from base 163 to 627 and encodes 154 amino acids. The record is from RefSeq and is a predicted model, not a curated record. NCBI's taxonomy places the organism in Eukaryota, Metazoa, Arthropoda, Insecta, Hymenoptera, Formicidae. Gene Ontology annotation, biological process: mitochondrial respiratory chain complex I assembly. Gene Ontology annotation, cellular component: membrane. The transcript is spliced from 2 exons.
UGUUGCAGACGAAUUCUUCCACAAUCUUCCAUCACUGCGUUCCACCGGAAUCCGGAAUCCAAGCGCGAGUUGCGAAUCUGAGGAAUGUCGAAAGCCCAUCUUGGACAACGAAUUCUAACCUAAGAGAAUAGUCGCUACUAUUUACAUCGAACGUGUCGCGACAUGGCCAAGGAACGUGGCGUCAUGAGGGUUCUUUGGAACAGCUUCGUGUCCUCGUUCAAGCCUCGCUUCGCUCGCCGCAAGCUGAUGGGCGAGGAUUACUACGGCACCAAGUACUACGAGGAGGAGAUUCGCUACUCCGCCCGGAAGAGACCGCCGCGGUACUUCGUGCCGGUGAACAAGGAAGACUUCGAGCAGGCGCUGCCCGCGGAAUGGGAGGCCUGGCUGAGAUACCGCAGGAAAGAGCCGCCAACGCGGGAAGAGAUAGACGCUAAUUACCGAUUGGCGGUGACCAAGAAGGAGAACGCCGCGAGGCUCACGGAGGAGAACCGCCCCAGGAGCGAAGACACCGGCAAUCUUCCCGCCACAUCUAGUACCCAGUCAGAGACUCCCGGAAACUUUCCGAUCUACGAAGAUUACCAAUCUUUCGGAAGUAAUUACAAACCAAAGGAUUCAUAUAAACACUAAAUAAUGUAAAUACCAUGUCUGUAUAGUAUAUUCCUAGAACAAAGUUGGUCUCUAUCUAUACAAUAAAUAGUUGGACAGGGUUUCUAAAUGGAAUAAUUGUUACAAAUUGACAAAAGUUGCUCGUACUUUCCAAAGUGGAUGACAGACCGGCAGGUUUCUAUAAAACUUUAGCGUUAAUGUAAAUACCAUGUCAGUAUAGUAAAGUAUAUUCUUAGAGCAAAUUUAUUAUAAUAAAUUUGUAUUAAUAAAAUGGCCAGAUACGGUCAAUAAAAAUCA